Messenger RNA from Styela clava, 1145 nucleotides. The record is from RefSeq and is a predicted model, not a curated record. NCBI's taxonomy places the organism in Eukaryota, Metazoa, Chordata, Ascidiacea, Stolidobranchia, Styelidae.
UUUUCAAAUGCGAAUAUUGGGGAAUUUUUCAUAUAAUUCUUAUUACAUAUUGAAAUUGCAUUUUCAGACAAAAUUGAAGCGGAUAACGGACGCCAUGCUGGAUUACUAUCAAUCAACACAAUUCAUAGUAACCUAAUAUAUCUUCAGUGAAAGUCUGUUUUUACUCUGCACCAUUUAUUAAGGCUACACCUCUUGAAAAGAACCCAGCAGCUUAACUAUAUACCCCCGAAAAACGUUUUAUAUAAAUAUCAAAAUCUUUUUCUCUUAAGAAUUAUUCUAGCAAAUUUCAAAAAGGGAAUAAAUAAUCCACAAAAUGUCACAGGCGAGUAAAAUAACAUUGUUGCUAUUUGUGACUGCUUUUGUUGUAACAGUCAAUUGCAACACUUGUUCUGUUAAACCAAUGGAGAAAGGCGUGGAUUUGAAUAGGCUUGCUGGAACAACUUGGUAUCAAAUGCUUAAUGCAGAUGAUCCGAUUGAUCGUGUCACACCUUGCUAUGUCGUGAAGUUUGGUGAAGCCACAGAAGAUGGAAUCAGCUUUGAAUUUGUUAUGCUAGACCCCAGUAACUUGGGUCGUGUUGAGACAUCUUAUCAACAAUUCUACAAGGAAGGACAAGCCUUCAGAUUCAAGAUGGAGAAUGAGAAAAAAUGGUUGAAGGCUUCGCUAAAGCAGGCGUUGGAUAAACCAAAAGAUGCGAGUGGAGACGAGAAGGAAUUACUCGAUCACUUCAAAUACCCUGUGCAUAUCUAUACCGACUACGAAACUUACUACAUUGGUAUUUUGUGCCUAGAAGAUAGCCCGGCAGUGUUUGCGUAUUCUUCCUACAACGGUAUCUCAGCUGAAACUACGGCAAAAAUAUAUAAUGCAAUGAUUGAACACGACGAUAUGCCUGUACCUUUAUAUUUCUCCAAGUGCCCUUUGAUAAAAAACAUUGAAGAAUAUUUGAAGUAAUUUGUCAUGAACAUUUUCAUUUGCUGUCAGAGCGGAUCGUAAUAUUGAAAUGUUAUCAUUGUGUAAAUAUUUGUAUUGUAACUGUUUUUUCAACACAGAGACUUGAAAUGAAACUCUGUUAAAGGAGAAUGAACAAUUAAAUUUAUUGUAAAGCAUUUUAAAGAGAAUAAACUUAUUCAACAUUUGUCAUGCAUUC